Hydatigera taeniaeformis is the source of this 1503-nucleotide messenger RNA. Lineage: Eukaryota; Metazoa; Platyhelminthes; Cestoda; Cyclophyllidea; Taeniidae. The record is from the annotation of a GenBank genome assembly.
GCGGGUUUCUUAUCAUGUUUUGCUUUGGCCAAAUGUACACUUUGGGUGAGUGUGGGUGUGACAUCCAACCUUCCAUGCAUUUCACUUCCAAAAACCCCUCUUUUUUCACUUCCAGCCAAUAUGGGACCUUAUAUUGUGUCCUUUCUUCACGAGUAUGUCGAUGGCAACAUAAAUCCGAGCUUUGCUGUUUGGCUAUUCGCGGGCUGUGUCGUAGCCUUCGGCAUUUCUCUUCCCCUCUCUGGUGUCCUCUGGCGCAAAAUCGGCCUCAUGCGACUUGUCUUUGUUGCCUGCCUUUUAAAUAGCUCCAGCGUCUUCUUCUCAGCCUUCACAAUAAGAGUCAACACGAUUCUCUUCUUUUUCACAUACUCAGUUUUGGCAGGCACCGCCGUCGGUUGUGGAUAUGGCCUGGUCCUUCAAGUGGCGCUUUCAUGGUUUCCAAAGCGACUUGGCCUUGUGAUCGGCAUUUGCACCGUAGGCUUUGGCGGAGGGGCCACGGUGCUACUGCCCAUACAAACCAUCCUUAUCAACCCUAACAACACGUCACCCAGCUUAACUACUCACAUGUUUAAGGACGUCAACAUGCUCAAUCGCAUUCCUCGAUGUCUCCAAAUAACCGGCGCAGUGAUCACUGGCCUGGAGGUAGUAGGUUGCUGCUUCUUCCGACUGCGACCAUCCGGUGACUUGGAAACGGACGAAGGGGAGGUACGAGACGACUUCGGUACUGUAAACAAACCGAAAAGACUCCUCAUUCAAACCACACAAAGACCUAAGUUAAAAAUACGUUCUAAUACUCCUGUUGGCAGCAACAGCAACGAUUUAGCCUCAGCAGAAGACAUCACUCUUCGACAGGCCUUCAGCACUGCCAAUUUUUACCUUUUCUGGACAGUCAUGUUCCUUUCCUACUUCCCUGUAACCGUGCUCUCGGCCUAUGUCAAGACGGUUGCACAAGCACCAAUACCGGACGAUCAAUUCCUCAUGGUGGUGUGUAUCACUGGAGCCAUCUUCAACAUGCUUGGCCACUUCUUCUGGGGCUACAUUGGUGACAAAGUAUCGUUCAAGAUUCCAAUGGUCCUUGUUAAUGCGGUUUACGCAGCGGCACUCAUCAGUCUGCCGCACAUUUUGUGGCUGCCAAAAGCUGGAAAAGUGUGCUAUGCCAUUUGGGUGCCUCUGCUCUUUCUCUGCCUGGCGGGUAAUUUCGUGAUGCUGACUUUCGGUAUAACGCGGUCCAUGGGCCCCAAACACGUCGCCAGCAUAUACGGCACCAUCUUCUUAGCCUCGGUUCCAGCUUCUUUGAUUGGAGCAGGAAUAUUUUCCCAAAUGAGCGUGGAGACGUGCUUCAACGAGCUUUUUCUUGCCAACGGCAUUAUCGCUCUAUGCGUUUCCAUCAUUGCCGUCUUCCUGCAAGAUGGUGAAAUUCCGCGCUGGCCAAAGUGGCUGCCUUGCAACCUCGAUCAAGCUAAAAGCCCUCUCUUUUUGGAGUCCUCGAUUCCCAAUGAGGUCUGA